Raphanus sativus (radish) is the source of this 1095-nucleotide messenger RNA. RefSeq lists its product as uncharacterized. Lineage: Eukaryota; Viridiplantae; Streptophyta; Magnoliopsida; Brassicales; Brassicaceae. The transcript has 3 exons. The record is from RefSeq and is a predicted model, not a curated record. Bases 81 to 971 code for a protein of 296 amino acids.
UUCUUGCUCAUAAUCGCAAACCAAAGAUCACUAAGACAAAAAAAAAGAAGAAAAAGAUCACUAAGACAUAAAACCCAAGCAUGGGACUUCGUGAAGGACAUAUUUUAUACGGUUGUGCGCUCGUAGCAUUUGGCUUAUGGCACUUAUUUAACAACAUAAAACUCUUUUGUCUACGACCAAACACAUUCAAUUCAUCUCCAUGGUUUCCAACAUCAAAGACCAGGUACUUAGAGCUCUACUUAAUCAUGUCAUAUUCAUCAGUUUUCAUGUCAGUGGAGCUCUUCUUCGGACUAAUAAAACACCAGCCCCGCAACUUCGAACAUUCUUCCAUCGGCAUGUCCUUAUUGGCUUAUGCUGUUUUAGCACUCGUGCUUGACCGAGCAAAGCCUAGAGCGGCGGCUUCGGAGGGGCUAACCCUCCUAGCUUUAGCCGCUGCCUUCACACAGGAGCUACUUCUCUUCCAUUUUCACUCAGCCGACCACAUGGGCGUUGAGGGACAAUAUCAUCUCGCCUUCCAGCUCAUUAUAUUUGUUUCUCUCCUCACCACUCUCAUGGGUAUUGCCUUGCCCAAGAGUUUUUUGGUCAGCCUUGUGAGAUCUUCAAGCAUAGCUUUUCAAGGAGCGUGGUUGAUACUGAUAGGUUUUAUGCUUUACACACCGAGUUUGAUUCCUAAGGGAUGUUAUUUUCAAGAUAUAGAAAUUUUUUUUUUUUUUUGUUUAACCUGGGGCGUUGCAAAAUCGUUGGCCAACCUCGAAUUCAGUUGGUUAUUCGUUAUAAACACAAUAUUUGUUGUGACACUAUAUUUGAUUCUCGAUCGGGUUUACGGUGGAAACGUACAGUGCUCUAGUCUAACCACCAGUUAUCAAAGUGAACAAUAUGAUGAAGAACGACAACACUUUGAACCGCACUCGACUCAGAAAAUGUGUUCUGUCCAAAUGGGUAAACUUGUUGACCAUGGAGAUAAAAUGUGAGAAAUUUUCUUAAUGAUGAUUAAUAUCGCCUAUGUCAUGUGAUACAAAAAUGUUUAUUUUACUGAAAAUUAUAAAGUAAAUGACAAAUAAGUCGUUUGUAAUGUUUGUUGUAAUAAAAGCAAGU